Seriola dumerili (greater amberjack) is the source of this 1958-nucleotide messenger RNA. It is a transcript of the gene marveld2l, whose product is annotated as MARVEL domain-containing protein 2-like. The record is from RefSeq and is a predicted model, not a curated record. Lineage: Eukaryota; Metazoa; Chordata; Actinopteri; Carangiformes; Carangidae. The transcript has 6 exons. Gene Ontology annotation, biological process: bicellular tight junction assembly. The coding region runs from base 149 to 1837 and encodes 562 amino acids. Gene Ontology annotation, cellular component: cytoplasmic vesicle; bicellular tight junction; apical plasma membrane.
CCAUUUUACAGUAGGUGUCAGUUCCUGUUCCCUUAAAAACAAUCACUGAAAGUCCUGUGAGAGACUGACAUCCACCUGGAAAAGCCGGGGUCAAACAGGAUUCUGUGAUUGCUUCUUUCUCAAUGAAUUACUAAAAUCGGCACGCAGCAUGAAAAGCUGGAGCAGGAAAUUCAAGAGACAAGAGCCUGAGAGUGUGGUCGGGUCCUCCUCCAGCAAGAGGAACUCCAUUAGUGAUCCACCAGUGCCUGUGUGGGUUACUCACACACCCACACCAGAUAAUAUCACGGAUGAUGAUGAAAACUCCACAGGCCGCACAUCCAGCACUCCACCAUACGCAGAAAGGGAGGAUGCUGACAAAAAAGGGAGCAUGAAAGACAGACUGAAAUCCCUCAUCCCUCAAUCAUGGGGGGGCAUCAUCCAUAAAUGGACAAGGGAGAGUGACAGCUUUAAUGACUCUGAACCCAGCACCACUAGGAUCCAGAUCCUUCCCAAUGGGACCAGGGUGAGCCCUCCUGUAAGUCCCCUGAUUGAGCGCAAGAGUUUGGGAGACUCACUGAGCAACUCCACACAGAGCUCCCAUAAGCCUUUGUUAAGGGACAGCCCCACUGAUGAGUUGUUUCGUCGAGGCCCAGGAGAGGAAUCUCUACUCUCCAGCAUCCACCCUGCAGAGUACUACGCUGAGAAGCUGGAGGUCUAUAAUCAGAAGUACUCUUAUUUGAAAUCCUGGCCAGGCCUGCUCAGACUGCUUGCCGGACUUGAGCUCCUGUUUGGGGGCAUGGUCCUUGCCUGUGUCAUUGCCUACAUCCAGAAAGACAGUGAGUGGUCCAACAGCUACGGACUCUAUAACGGUGCGUACAACAAUGGGCUUGGUGUGUCAGGAUACAGCUACAGGGGUCCCAUGACUCCCUUCAUUCUGGCUGUGGCUGGAGUCUCCUGGAUCAUUACCUUCUGUCUCCUGGUGAUAGGAAUGACUAUGUAUUAUCGCACCAUCCUCCUCGACUCCCCCUGGUGGCCCCUGACGGAGGCCUUCAUUAACGUGGCGCUGUUCCUGCUCUUCAUGGCAGCAGGGAUAGUGUACCUGAAUGACUUGAACCGUGGGGGGCUGUGCUACACGACAAUAGGCAUUAACCCCAUCUUGGCCAACCUGUGUCGCGUCGAUGGGGGCCAGAUGGCGGGAACGGCUUUCAUCUUCAUCAACAUGACGAUGUAUCUCGGAAGCUUCCUGGUAUGUCUGAAGAUGUGGAGGCAUGAGGCCGCACGGAGGGAGAGGGAGUACUUUGAGAACAAGCCUCAGGAGGAGUUCCACCAGUCCAUCCCACUCGCCCCCCGCAAAAACAAACGCAUAUCCUUCAUGGAUGAGAUGGACAAAUCUCGGAGUAAAGAUUACAUCAGGCCACAUGCACUCGUCCCUGAGAACCCAGUCAGUGUGAGGAGAGACACGGCAUCUGAAUACAUUCCCAAAGCUCACAUCGUCCCGGACUACAUCAAGAAGUAUCCAGAGAUCGGAUGUGUGGAAGAACGAGAAAAGUACAAAGCUGUUUUCAACGACCAGUAUCAGGAAUACAAAGACCUUCACCGAGACAUCAGCACCACCCUCAAUAAGUUCAGGGAGCUGGACGCCAUGAUGGCACGACUCGUCAGAGAUGGAAAAAGCCAGGUGGUGAGAUGGGAUCAUCAGAGGAUUCAAAGCAUAUUGAAGACGUAUCAGCAGAAAAAGAGUGCGCCUGGCUUUCUGGAGAAAAAGGAACGCUGCGACUACUUGAAGGCCAAAUUAAGCCACAUCAAAAACAGAAUCCGAACAUUUGACCUGGAGACCGUGGCAAAUAGUCAGACAUGAAGACCACACAGAAACAUCUGAGCAGUCAGAACAAAUCAGCUGUUGCCUUUGUUGAUUCAGUGUAAACUUUAAAAUGUUAACUCUGCCAAUGAUUGUAUUUUUUCCCUUUUUUUUACGAAAA